Messenger RNA from Prorocentrum cordatum, 2640 nucleotides. The record is from the annotation of a GenBank genome assembly. NCBI's taxonomy places the organism in Eukaryota, Dinophyceae, Prorocentrales, Prorocentraceae.
CAUUUCGGCCGAGUGCAUAUCGCAAUUUCAACACGGGCGCCCGCCUAGCCGUCGGCCAGGAGGUCGCCCAAAAGGCCUUCUGCCAUGAGCUUGUCUGGCCAAGGCAAGUUCUUCAAGAACGACGAGGGACGCGGCUUCAUUCGCCAAGGCGCUGGAACGUCAGACCUGUUCGUGCACCGCAGCGGCUGCCCCGACAACCUGCCGCGGGAGGGCGACACCGUUACCCUCGACGUGGGCGACCGAAACGGCCUGCCCCAGGCGAGGAACGUUGGCGGGGGAACUGGGCAGCCCAAUGCCUGUGGGGCCCGUGGCGGCGGCGGCAAGGGCGGCAGGGGUGGCAAGGGAGCCAAGGGCGGCAGGGGCGGCAGGGGCGGCAGGAGCGGCAAGCCCCGCCUCGACGUGCGCGGCGUCGGAGGCGCGGGGCCCGCGAUGGGCUCGGCCGAAGGCGGCCCUGGCCCAGGCACCAGGCUCGGGGUGGUGAAAUUUUAUCACGGCGCCAAGGGCUUCGGUUUCAUUGGCCAGGGCGAUGGGGCUCCAGACAUGUUCGUGCACCGCAACAGCGUCGCCGGGGGCCCGCUGCAGGAGGGCGACCGCGUGCGCUACGAGGUUGGCGCAGACGAGCGCACCGGCAAGCAGUGCGCCGUCAAUGUAGUCGGAGGCACAGGUGCCGACCUCGGUUGCAAGGGCGGAGUAAGAGGCAAUAGCAGCAAUGGCAGAGGCAAGGGUGGCGGCAAGGGCGACACAGCUUCCUUUGCAGGAGGUGGCCAUGGUGGCGGCAUGGGCACGAGUGGCCCUGCCGGCGGCGGCUUUGGCCCCACUAGGAAGCUUGGGGGUGAAGGCCAGGGCGACGUGGCGGGUGGUGUGUUCGGCAGAAUACCAGACCCCUACGUCGGGGAGCCAGAGCCAGGCCUCUACGGAUGCUCCCCUGUGCCUUGCAGUGCUCCGCGCGGCGGCCUUGGGCCUGCCGCCGCUCCUGGCCCAUGCAGAGGCGGCCCUCCAGACCCGUACGGCCCGCCAUAUGGCGGCGCUCCAGGCCCGUACGGGUGCGGCGCCGCAGGCCCAUACGGCCUUCCAUAUGGCGAUGCUCCUGGCCCGUACAGGGGGCACCCCUUGGAUCCAUACGGUCCACCGUGCAGCGCCCUCAGCCCAUACAGAGGGGCACCCCCUGACGCGUACGACGCCCCAUACAGCAGCGCCCCAGGCCCGUGCAGGGGUCAACCUCCUGACCCAUUCGGCCCACCAUUUGGCGACGCUCCGGUUCACUACAGAGAAGCGCCCCGCGACCCGUACAGUCCACCGCAGGCCGACGUUCCGAGCUCUUGCAGGGGGGGAGCCCCAGACCUGUUUGACCCGCCUUGCAGCGAUGCUCUGGGCCCGUGCAGAGGUAGCCUUCCAGAGUUGUACGGCCAACCGAGGUGCGGCAACUCUCUGGGGUUGGCGGAUUUUUGCGCUGCCCUGGACCCCUCAGGUCCACCACCAGUGGGGGUCGGUGGGUCAGUUGGACCGCCGCCUCCCUUCGGCAGCACUCGCGUGCCCUACGACUUUGACGGCGGUGGCUGCCUCGGUAAGGGCCGCAAUUUCUGAGGGCCUUGUUUUUGCGUCGCCGGCUGGAGCCUGCUGCACUUGGGGGGCGCAUAGUGGUAGGGGGAGAGCAAUCCAGCACGAUCAGAAGCAUCAGCGCAGUAUUCAGUCCUUCGCAAACGCCACACACUACCGUGUCAUCAGCAGGAAGUUCUUCCGCUCGCUGAGCCCUUGGCGAAGCGGGGCCAAGGAACCAAGGAACCAAGACCAAGGAUCCUGAGGAAGGCAGCCUGGCGCAGGCCCAGCACUCACCGGCUCUCCAAAAGCAAGCAAGGAUCAUUUAGGCAAAGCCUAGUGGCGAAAGCGCUGGUGUUGGGAUGUGCUCCUGACUUUUGCGUGCAUGCCGAGGGUCCUUUUCUUCGCCGCGGCUGCAUUCGGCGGAGGACGCUAGUCAGGAUGUUGUCUGGGGGUGUCGCAGAAAAGGCGGCUUCAAGAACGCAUGAAAGCGGCCCUCGGCCCGCUGCUCCUCCCGUCUCCGAGAGGCGCCAAGUCGUCGGCCGUGCGUGCGCGAGCAGGCGGGCCUCUUGCCAUCUCCUCGCGGCACAGCCGUGCUUAAGUCAGGGGGGACACUCCUCGUUGGAUCAAUUUGCCUCGCUGCCUCCGGCAGUGCCCCCAGUCUCCCGGCCUCCCCUUGGUGCAGGAAUUCCAGAGGCGGGGGCCUCCCGGUCCAGCAUGGGGCGUUGUAGAGCCGCGCUCGCACAUCUUCGGGAUCGCGCACGUGGAGUUGUCCUGUGUCGUCUGGCUCGGGGCGUGAGCCGUCCCCCUGAGCGGCUCGCUACUUCCGCCCCCUCUUUCGGCCGCGUCCUCCUCCUGCUCCCCCUCUUGCAUGGUGGCGCAAUUUGCCCGAACAGCACCCCCGUUAGGCCUCUCCGGUAGCGCAGACUUCCCCUGCCGCGCAGCGGACGCAAAACAUCCUGUGUCUUUUGUCUUGCUGACCUCUUCCCUUCAGGCGCGCUCCAGGGAUGCACAUCCGAAUCAUAAAGGCGAGACGCUUCUAAGAGGAAGGGCCAGGGCUAUAGGGUAGAGCGUCCUGUAGCCUAUAGCUUGCCCGAGUACGAC